Molecule: messenger RNA, 2716 nt
Organism: Stegodyphus dumicola
Lineage: Eukaryota; Metazoa; Arthropoda; Arachnida; Araneae; Eresidae
Product: semaphorin-1A-like
Biological process (GO): positive regulation of cell migration; semaphorin-plexin signaling pathway; neural crest cell migration
Cellular component (GO): plasma membrane
Molecular function (GO): semaphorin receptor binding; chemorepellent activity
Source: RefSeq, a predicted model, not a curated record
GUUCCUAAAUAAAGCUUAAUUUUUAUUGUGCACUAUGUCUUGUUAAUAUUAUAUUAAUGCAGUAAGAACAUAAUCUGUGAUAUGGAAUUCGAGGAUUGGUGGUAAAAACAUAACCGGAAAUCUCCAUAAAGGGAAAGAAAUUCCAUGUAUUUUUGGAUUUCAUAUCAACGUGAGAAGUUAGAUGUCUUGGACUGUUUAUUUUAAUUUCUUAAUUUCCUCGAAUAUUUAUUUAUUUCGAGAAGGUGGUUAGCUUGGCUAUUGUUUACGGUUAUGACGCAAUCUAGUGAACUGAAUUUCAAGUAUUUUGUGAUUGUGAAAAGGGAUGUGUAGGUGCCAUUUGUUGUGGAUGAUGGAAGUGGACCAGUCGGCAGAAUAUCUUUAAAUUUCAUAGUCGCGUAUCGUAUGGUGCUAAACUAAACAACAUUCAUCACGUAUUCGAAUAAUGGAUACUUUUCUUUACUGAGAGCUCUAGGUUGGAGUGGUAUUCAAAUGAUGAAGAUGUAAAAAUGUGUACCAUGAAAGGAAAAUCUGAAGAAGAAUGCCAAAAUUAUAUUCGUGUUUUAGCUAGAAAAUCUGAAGAUACGAUUCUUGUAUGUGGUACAAAUGCCUUUAAGCCCCUUUGUCGAGUCUAUAUACUGGAUGCUGAUUAUAGCCAGAAAGGUGAAAAAUCUGGAGAAGGUCUUUGUCCAUAUGAUCCUACACACAACAGCACAGCCAUAUUUGCAGGACCAUUAAAAGAGAGAACAGAUGGAGAUCUGUAUGUAGCUACAGUAGCUCAGUUUACAGGAGCUGACCCUUUAAUUUACCGACAACCCCUAAGAACUGAACAGUUCAACUGGAAGCACUUAAAUGCCCCUAAUUUUGUGAGUUCUGUGCACCACGAUGAAUUUGUGUAUUUCUUUUUCCGAGAAACGGCAGUAGAAUAUAUUAACUGUGGUAAGACUGUUUAUUCAAGAGUUGCAAGGGUCUGCACCAAAGAUAAAGGUGGACCACAUAAGUUUCGAAAUAGGUGGACUUCAUUUUUAAAAGCCAGACUGAAUUGCUCUAUUCCUGGAGAGUUUCCAUUCUAUUUUAAUGAAAUUCAGUCUACAACAAAUGUAGUGACUGGAAAAUACAGUGGCAAAGAAGCUCAGUUGAUAUAUGCUGUGUUUACUACCCCACCAAAUAGCAUCAGUGGCUCAGCUGUAUGUGCCUUCAGUUUAGAAGAUGUUCUUCAUGCUUUUAAUGGACCUUUUAAAGGUCAAGAUGACAUCAAUUCCAAUUGGCUUCCUGUAGCAAGUACCAAAGUACCUGAGCCUCGUCCUGGACAGUGUGUGAAUGACUCAAGAACAUUGCCAGAGGUGACAGUCAAUUUCAUUGAGGUUAAUAGUCUAAUGGACAGGGCUGUCCCAUCAUUCUGGAAUCAUCCUGUUGUUUUACACACAGUAUUUCAGUACCGUUUCACACAAAUUGCUGUUGAUCCUCAAAUAGAAACAGCAGAUGGAAAGCAUUAUGAUGUUCUGUAUGUGGGUACUGAUAAUGGAAAAGUGCUGAAAUGUAUAAAUGCAGGAAGUGAUUCUUCCACUGGAAAAGUUAUUCCUGUUGUGAUUGAAGAAUAUCAAGUUUUCCAACAUCAAAUGCCAAUUGCAAAUCUUAUGGUUUAUCAUACACCUUAUGAAGCAAAGCUUGUUGUUGUAUCUCGUGAAGAAAUCAAAACAGUCCCAUUAUAUAGCUGUGAUCAUUAUGCCAAAACUUGCAGUGAAUGUGUUUCUCUUCAAGACCCUUAUUGUGCAUGGGAUAAAUCACGAGGCGUGUGCAGUAGUUCACGACAUAGGGUGUGGAAGAGAGAGACAUUUGUACAAAAUGUAGAAGAAGGUUUUGAUGCAAGAUGCCAUGAAGGACGGGCAACUGCUGGUGGGACAACCCCUCAACGGUCCCCUCACCAUUCAGCCAGUCGUCAUGACACUCCUGGGGGUGGUUCCCCUCCUUCUUCUUCUUCGACUACUGAGACAGAGGAUGAUCUGAAAGAAGGCAAAACAAAUUUUUUCCCUGCAGGUGGAACUACCGGAGCGUCAAGAGGUCACCAGUACAUGUAUACAGCGGAGACAUUAGCCAUUGCUGUCACGACAAGCAUUGUUUCAUCAUUAGUAGUUGGUUUCAUCAGUGGCUAUAUCUUCAGUCGUCGAUGCAAGUCAGAAGAAGUGGACUCUCCAUAUGAUGAUGCACACUACCUAGAACAAAGAGGAAGCUGUGACACUCCUCAUUUAAAUCACACUGAAGGUUUUCUCUCACCCACAACUAACAAACCUAUCAACCUCGUCCUAAAUGUACCUCCAAAAAACGGGAAUGGCAAGAGUGCUAACAGUUCUGCUGAUAACAGACCUGUGCAAAAAGUGAAAAAGAUAUAUUUAUAGUUGCUCUAUUGCUGAAAUAUAUUGUCAUCUUUGAUCGUCCAACAUUCCAUAUUCAUGGUGGUGUCUGCUAGAUUACUGACAGUUCUAUCUCAGCAAGUUGAUGAGGCAAAAAGAGAUAAAGCUGAAGUUUUGAUUAUGCAUGCUAUUUGGAUGGUAGUUUAUGUGCUGUGUGCUUUAACUUGGCACUGGUUAUUUUUGGCCAUGUGACUGGAAUAGAUGACACUAAGCAGCAAAUUUUGUCUUCAAAUAUGAUGUUUUCUGCUUAGACUGACAUUUUACACAUACAAAAAAAAAAAAAAAAAAAAAAAAAAAAAAAAAAAAAA